Molecule: messenger RNA, 1047 nt
Organism: Protobothrops mucrosquamatus (brown spotted pit viper)
Lineage: Eukaryota; Metazoa; Chordata; Lepidosauria; Squamata; Viperidae
Product: N-chimaerin
Exons: 5
Coding region: 201-773 (190 amino acids)
Biological process (GO): signal transduction
Source: RefSeq, a predicted model, not a curated record
GUACGGAGAGUAUCCUAGGCAUACGUAAAUCUGGUGCUACUAAGGACUGCCUUUGUUUGUUUACUUUAGCACCUGCCAAGUCCACCUGGAAGGAUGAAUUUCUACAAAGCCCCAGCCCUGCUGAAUUGCUGACGGACAGAGAGCACCAUGUUUGGACCCUGGGCCUUCUCUCCUAAGAGAACGUCUGGUUCAGGCAUAACAUGGGGACCGGGGCCUCCAUUUCCCUCUGUCAAUCAUUGUCAUCUGUAAAAGUGAAGCAAGGUGGAAAUAAAGUUGGACCGGAACCUCAAAGAAUUUUUGGUUCUCCCCUUGAUAUAGUCGCCAAGGAUACGACACACCGGCCUGUUCCUUUAGUUGUCCAACACACAGUGGAAUAUUUAGAAGAGUUUGCGAACAAAAACUGCACCACAGAGCAAACGAGAUGUCUAAAAAGGCUAUUAAGUCGCCUGCCGGAAGCCCACAGUUGCCUUGCUUGUUUCCUCGUUAGAUUUCUCGCCAAGGUGGCUGAAAACAGUGAUGUGAAUCAGAUGACCCUGGAGAACCUGGCCAUUGUUUUUGGCCCCACAUUAUUCCGAAUUCCGUGCAGCCCUUUGGCAUACAAAAAGCAAACCCUUUGUAAUGCCGUGCUCCUGCAUAUGCUUCAGCGCCACGAGGUCCUCUUUCUGGAGAGCUCCAGCAAAUAUUUCUCCCCAAUGGAAGAGCAGUCCCAGGUUCAGAGGGAGCCAGAGUCCAGAGAAGAACCCACCAAAGCUGAAUUCUCUCCUCCCCAUUAAUUUCCUCUGCAUGACUCUUCUCAUCAGGAGCCCUGUUAUACAGACAGGCUUGUUUUGACAACCCUUCCAGGAAGAGACCAAGCAUCUACUCGUUGCUAAGGCAACACAAAGAUGAAAUCCUCUUUUUUCCUCUUCUUUAGCAAGCUCUGCACCUCCACUUCAAGGCUAGCCCGGAUAGAUCAAAAAUAGCACAUUCAUUAUGUACUUCUGAGAUAUCUUUUCUUCGUUUUCUGUCUGUCAGAUUGAAGUUCUCUUUAACCUGACAUAAUCUCCC